Lates calcarifer (barramundi perch) is the source of this 5251-nucleotide messenger RNA. RefSeq names its product QKI, KH domain containing, RNA binding a (gene qkia). Bases 292 to 1461 code for a protein of 389 amino acids. Gene Ontology annotation, biological process: regulation of mRNA splicing, via spliceosome. NCBI's taxonomy places the organism in Eukaryota, Metazoa, Chordata, Actinopteri, Centropomidae. Gene Ontology annotation, molecular function: mRNA binding. The transcript has 8 exons. The record is from RefSeq and is a predicted model, not a curated record. Gene Ontology annotation, cellular component: nucleus.
CCUACAGUGGUGGAAUCGAACGUCCCCGAGCGCACACGGCGUAGAGGAGAGUACGGCGCACGAGUCUCUGGAAGGGAGAUAACGGUUUGUGUUUUUGCCCCCUCUCCACUCAAACAGCAAGAACAAACCAAACCUGAAUUUUUAGGGGGGUUUACAGAGUCUUUGCUCUCAAGGAGGAGGGAAGCGAGGGAUUGGAGCCGCAGGUUUUUUUUUCUUUUUCGUUUUUUUCUCAUUUUCCUAAAAGAGGAUUCUGUGUUUCGCGGUGGUUUGUUCUUCGCUCUCGCCGCAAAGAUGAUGGUCGGAGAGGUCGAAGUGAAGGAGCGACCGAGGCCGAGUCCCGACUAUUUGAUGCAGUUAUUAAACGAGAAGAAGCUUAUGACCAGUUUGCCAAAUCUCUGCGGCAUCUUCACACACCUGGAGAGGCUUCUCGAUGAAGAGAUCAACAGAGUGCGUAAAGACAUGUACAGUGACACAGUGAAUGGCCUUGUGGACAGACACCCGCUGGAGUUGCCUGAGCCUAUGGGACCCAUCGUCCACCUGCAGGAAAAACUGUUUGUGCCUGUCAAAGAGUACCCCGAUUAUAACUUUGUGGGGAGAAUCCUUGGCCCUCGGGGACUCACAGCCAAACAGUUGGAAGCAGAGACGGGAUGCAAAAUCAUGGUGCGAGGCAAGAGUUCUAUGAGAGACAAGAAGAAGGAGGAGCAGAACAGAGGGAAGCCAAACUGGGAACACCUAAAUGAAGACCUUCAUGUCCUAAUCACAGUGGAAGACACACAGGCCAGAGCUGAGAUCAAGAUGAGGAGAGCGGUGGAGGAGGUCAAGAAGCUCCUCGUACCUGCUGCGGAGGGAGAGGACAAUUUGAAGAAGAUGCAACUGAUGGAGCUAGCGAUUCUCAAUGGGACAUACAGAGACAACAACAUCAAAACACCCACCCUUGCGUUCUCUCUUGCAGCGGCGGCAGCAGCCGCUCAGGGCCCCCGCCUCAUAGCGGCCCCCACGGGUCAGGUGUUGCCUCCCCCGGCACUCCGGCCCCCAACACCAGCCGGGGCUCCCAUCAUGAACCUCAUCCGGCCCACUCAGAUGGCUGCCAUGCUGCCCAAUGGCACCCCCACCCUGGUGCCUCCCACACCGGAUGGCGGGCUUAUCUACACCACCCCUUACGAGUACCCUUACGCCCUGGCACCCACCUCCCUGCUGGAGUACCCCAUCGAGCACAGUGGGGUUCUAGGUAAGAGAGCCUGGGGAAGCAUGGGUGCGGCAGGUACAGCGGCCAACUUUAGCCAGCCUGGACAGGAGGGCAGCUUGUUUUACCCCGGAGCUGGGGUGCUGGACGCGGCUUCCAUGAGCCACAGUCAGGACUUGUUGAAAGGUGCAAUGGCUACUAAAGUGAGACGGCAUGACACGCGGGUCCAUCCUUACCAAAGGAUUGUGACCGCUGACAGAGCCGCCACCGGCAACUAACACAUGACCUUCUGACCUCUGAACUCUUCACCCAAUGACGAGCCGCCCCAAGCCUGCCUGCUGAUCAGUUAACUGGUAAUUGCCUUUUGCUAGCCUCUCGGACGCAAGUGAGAGAGAGAGAGGCGCCUGCCCGUACAGUUACCCUAACACUUUCUGACAAAAAAAAAAAAAUAGAAAUCAACGCAGAAUCUUCACAGAAACACAACAAAACCCAACAAAAGUUGUGUAAUAUUCAUUUUUUCCCUCUGUUCAUUGAGUUCAAUUCCCAUUCUUUCUCUUUCUUUUUCUUCAUGAAUCAUAUACUGGGUGGAUGUGUUUGUGGUAUUACUCAUAAAUCUGCACUGAAUUAUAUAGCAAUAAAGACCCCACCCCACCCUGCCCACCCACUCUCCUUUAAUUGCUCUGAUUUGGUGACCUCAUGAAUCAAACUUCAAUAUCUAUUUGACGCAAACCAUUUGGUUUCAGAGUAAUGACAUAACCCCCCACCCCACCCCCAAAUGUUCACCCCUCCCCCUCCAAAAAACAAAAAACAAAACAAUAAUAAUAAUAUUAAGAGCCCCUACCUGCUCCCACCCUGUUCUAACACCCAUCUAUUGGGAGAGAAAAAGAAAUAGAAGGAAAGAGAACAUACACUCACAUUAACUUGUUUAAUUUCUGUCAUUUUUCACAUGUAGUGCAGUUUGUUGAGCUCUGAGAUGUAAUUAUGAGCUGACACAUUCUGGGUGUGCCCCUCCAAACAGCUUUCUGUUCUGUUUUUAAAAAAGCAUGGCUGAAAUGAUUGCAAAAGGAGCUUUUUAUGAUUUAUGUGUUUUUUCUUCUGUCUUGUUUAUUUUUAUUUUUAUUUUGCUUUUGAGUCAUUUUCUCCACUUGGUUUUGGUUUCUCUGUUGUUCAUAUUUGACUAAUUAGCUUUGCUUUAAAUUGAUGAGCCGAUAUGAGGCAGGUGGUCAUCUCUGGGAAACAAAAACACAAUCUGAUGUUUGAAGCAGGCUGCAGAAAACUAAGACAUGAUGAAGGGCAAAAUGGGAAGGUCAAAAUUGGGCUGAUGGGUCUGUGUGUGUGUUUUUUUUUAAUUAAUACUACAAUGAAAGUAGGGUGUGCUGAGGCUUCGGGGACAUUGGAGCAGUGCUUAUUAGCUACUGACCAUUGCUACGCCCCCAUCCACACUACAUCCAUUUUACAGUGCCUGAUGUAUUUAGAAAAAUAUCUCAAUGAGUUGUUAGCUGAGCUGUGAUCAAAAAGACAAAAAAAAGUAUUAAGUGUGCAUAUUUAGCCAAAGGGUUUUCCAAUGAAUUAUAUAUCUGCAAUUAUGCAUCUGUCUCACAGAGGGCUCUCUUUGUGAUUUUAGAGUUUGGGGUGUGAAUUUGUGGUGCCUGCCUUCAGCUGGAACAGACAGCCGGUCAGUUAAUAGAUGAUUUUUGACCCAUUAAUGCUCUAUUUUUUUUUUUUCUAAGGAGGUGAAUGCAGGCAAUUAACACUAAAUCAACAUACUACUCAAUUACAGUACAUUGCUAGGGGGAAGGGCACUUAGAAGUUUGGUACAUAAACGCUUUUGUCAUGAUACCAAGCUUCUAUAUUGAGUUGUUUCAUCAGCCACAUUGCCAAACCGGUGUUUUUAUUUUCCUUUUUUUGCAUCUCAACAUUUAGCCAAUUUUUUUUUUUUUUUGUUCAGUGUAUUUUUUUAUUUUUAUUUUUGACCCCAGUUUUCCCAUUAGGUGGGCAUAAUCUGAGCCUUCCUUCAGUUUUAGAAAAAAUAUUUUAUUUUCAUGAUGAAACAUUUAUUUUCAACACACGCCAAACCAUCCACAAAGCGCAUCCACAAUGUGUCACACCUCCCUGUGAUCGUAGUCUAGCUCCUGAGCCCCACAAUAUUUUGUUUAACUCUCUCAAGAAAAAAUAGGAUGUGAAAGCCAUGCCUGCCUGUUCAAAUUGCUUUAUACAUACGUCUUAUAUAUAUAUAAAUAUAUAUAUAAAUAUAUAAAAAAUGUAGAUAUCUGUCAUUGCAUAUACAAAUACAGAAGAGAACAAAAAAUAGAUAAUUUUACAGGGUGCUGGAGAAGAGAAAAAAAUUGAAAAAUCUAUUUUUGGCAAUUUUAGCUUUUGAUACUUUACUUGCAGUUACAAAAUCUGAAAAAAAAAAGAAAUAAAAAAAACGUAUAGUGGGGGAAAACAGUAAAACUGAGUGGGUGAGGAGAUUAAAAAGUGCUGUUACCUUGGAUAUGAUUGGAAAGGAAGAUGAAGACCAAAACAGUCAUAACCCUUUGGAAAGUUAGCAAGGAUCAGAGCGAGACAAAACGCCCGGAGGAGAGUUUUAAAAAGGAUCAAAUCAAAGUGCCUUAAUCAACAGUGGUUUCUGUUUUCUGAGUAUUCCAGUUGUGUUCAAUAAUAUCCAGCACCCACCAAGUGGCGCAGAGAGGAAUGGCUAGUGUUACACGCUCUGAAUAGUUGAGCAGGGUAGCUCCCGCCGAAUCGUGGUGUUACCGAAGUUAUUCUAUGCAAAAAGAAUAGCAGUCGUUUUGACCAGCUAAAAUAUGUGCCAUGGUUUUGUCUUCCUGAAAUUAUUUUCUUUUUUUUUCUUUUUCCUUUAUCUGAUGGCCCUUUACUCUGCUGUAUGCGCAGAUUUUGUUCUCUUUUUAUUUAGAUUUUAAUGAUCACAUGAAAUAUUGUCUUGAUUUUUGGUGACUGUGACUACCUUCCUCGAACAAAAGUGAACUGCCAAUAGCAAUGCAGUAGUCUGCCAGAGCAUGUUUUGAUCAUGAGCUGAGAAAAAUGCAUAACGUACAAGGGGAAUGGAUAGGAAAAGUGUGUGUGUUUGGUGGGUGGGGGGUGGGGGAGGGUCAUCCCUUGUUGGCAUUACGCCCUGCUUGUUUCAAUAGCUGCAAACUGAAAGCAUCCAGUCCGUGUCAGUGUCUCUCGAUGUCAAUUUAACAACAAAAUCUAUCAAUACAAUCAUGAGAUUCAUCAUGGACAAAUGAAAUGCUGGUUAAUGAAACAACCAAGUCCAUUUCACAGCCAAAUAGUUUUCAGUUAUUGAAACAACUUGACAGUUUAUCGCUGGAAGGUGAAAUAAACUCAUAAUAUUAAAUCGAGGAAUUGUUAGAUCCCAAUAUUACCCUUGGCAGUUUGUUUUUCUAUUCAUAGCUCUUUCAUCAUGCUGUUACACCGAAAGGUCAAUGAAUUUUUCUUUUUCAGUGUUAUUAUUUUAAAUUGAAAUGCAAUAUUAAAGUGGAGCAAGAGAUGGCUAUUCAGCAUUUGACAGUAUUAAGAAAAAAAAAAUUCCCUCUGCAAUGUUACAACUUGCUGUGUCAUUGUGAAAGGCUGGAUAAGUCCAUCAGGUGAAAGGUUAACUCUAUACCUACCGUAUUCUCUCUGGCCUGCCUACUACAUGUAUGAUAAUGUAAUUAACAGCCAUUGUUACAGGUUUAUAAUGUAUUUUUCUAAUCUCAUUUUAUAUGUAUAUUAAUCAUGUUUCUGAGUGCUUUUUUCUUUUUUUUUUUUAAUGAAACCCACUGCUACUUUUUUCCCCCUCCUAAACGGCCCUCUCUUCCUCCCCCCCUUUUCUCUUUUACAUCUUGAAAACUGUCUCUUGUGGGGAGUGUUGCCUUUUUCCUGUUAUAUUUUGUUUUGUUUUCUUGCCAAUUCCCAGCUUGUUUAACUCAUUAGCUACUUUAUUAGUUUUCUUGUCAUAAGUAUUUUUACAUGCUUGCAUUUAGUUUUCAUGGUGUAUGCUGUUAUUUUUCUUAUUAACCUCUUGGCAUUUAUUUUAAUAAAACAUUCUUAGUAAGAAUUUUA